Messenger RNA from Porites evermanni, 9081 nucleotides. The record is from the annotation of a GenBank genome assembly. Lineage: Eukaryota; Metazoa; Cnidaria; Anthozoa; Scleractinia; Poritidae.
AUGGAUAUAAAGACCUUGCUCGACAAUCUUCAUGAUGAAGUAUCCUGUUCCGUGUGUAUGUGUACAUUCACUGAUCCAAAGCAGUUGCCUUGUUUGCACAGUUUCUGUCUUCACUGCUUGAACGAAAUUCAACGAACAAGCGGCGUCCAUGGCAAAAUUACAUGCCCCGAGUGCAGAAGACAGUUUCAGAUUUCUGGAAGUGGAACUCCCAGCGAACUUCCCACCAAUUUUCGAAUAAACAGCCUGCUAGAUGUCUUAGCAAUAAAAGAGUGUAGUACAGCUAACGUGAAGUGUGGAAACUGCGAUAAAAGGAGUUCUCAGACCUCGUAUUGUUUCCAGUGUUGUUCCUUUUGGUGCGAGAAAUGCAUUUUAGGACAUGACAUAAUGCGUGCUAACAACAAACACAGAACGCUAGCACUAAAAGAUUUUCAAGAUCAAGACAUCAAGGCUGUAUUAGAGCGACCAGCAUUUUGUCAGAAGAAACACCAUGAAAAAGAAGAGCUGAAAUUCUUUUGCAAGGGCUGUAAAGUCGCCAUUUGUAGCACUUGUGCUGUAACACUUCAUGAAGGUCAUGGUAAGAUGCCUUUGCAAGAAGCUACUGAUGAGCGCAAAACACAGAUUAGCUCCAUGAUAAAAUCUUUAAAAGACAAAGUACUGGAAAAACAAAAGGAAGUGGAACAAUUCAACCAAAAAAGCAUCGCAUUUCAAUCGAAGGUAGCCGAGGUAAAAAGCCAAGUGCAGUCUUUUGUAGACCAAACUAUUGCAAUCAUCGAAGCGAAAAAACAAGAUGUUUUUGAUGUGAUUGAUAAUCAAGCGACAAAAUCACUAGAAUCUCUCUUACAGAAAAAAGGCGAAGUGGAAAAACAAGUGAAAUUAAUUGAAUCAGCAAUUGGAGAAACUGAAACUCUGUUAAAACGAGGUUUUAGUUCUGAAAUCAAGGGAUCCAGUGAAACAUUUGAUUCAAUCCUGCAGGAACAGAGCACCAAAGAAAACCGUGACACUGAAUGUAUUCCUCGGUUUAGUUUCACUAAAAGUGAAAAACUGAUUAACCUGUUGAGCAUGAACGAGGGGAUAGGUAAAGUAGAAUUUGUUUUUAGCGAAACUAAAGCGCAACAAUCAGGAGCUAAAGGUAAAGAAAGUAGUAAAGUAGUUGCUGGGGAUAAAGGGGCAAAUUUUUGUGAAAGUCCUUUUAAGGCUCAGGUAAAAACGAGGCACUUCAGAUCUGUGCUGUCAUUUGGACAAAAAGGUGAGUCUGUUGGAAUGCUUAACAUGCCCUAUGGGGUGGCAGUGAAUGAUCAGGAUGAAAUUGCUGUGACUGAGCUCGGUAACAACAGGGUUUCAGUGUUUAGUAGUGACGGUACCCACUUAAGAUCCUUUGGUAGGAAGGGUAAGAAUAAUGGUGAGUUCUAUUGCCCUACAGGGAUCGCUUUUGAUAGUCAUGGCAAUAUUGUAGUGGCAGACUGUUAUAAUCACAGGGUGCAAGUCUUUAAUCGGAAUGGCAACUUUCUUAGUAUGUUUGGUCAACAAGGAAGUCGUGAUAAUCAGCUUGAGUUCCCUCGAGGUUUAUCAAUAAACGGCAACGGUGAUAUUAUUGUUGCUGAUAAGGGUAACAAAUUAAUCAAGAUAUUCUCUUCUAGUGGGGAGUAUUUACGUAAAUUUGGUGGAGCAGGUUCUUUGGUCACUCCCUAUCACUGUAUUCAGCACGGUCAAUAUUUUAUAGUCUCAGAUCGUGGUGAUCAUUCCAUAAAAAUGUUUAAUCUGGAGGGAAAGUUUAUUACUAAAUUUGGAAAACAGGGAAUCAAAGAUGGAGAAUUCAAUGAGCCCCGUUACUUGUCAGUAAACAAAAAAGGAUUGCUUAUGGUCUGUGAUGAAGAGAAUCACAGAGUUCAGGUAGUUGAUCUGAGUGGAAGGUUUGUUACAAAGUUUGGACGUGAAGGUAGCGGGAGAGGAGAGUUUAAGUGUCCAGUGUCUACAGCAACUCUUAGUGAUGGAAGGAUAGUUGUGUGUGAUAAGGAGAACAACCGAAUCCAGGUGUUUGACCAGUUAUAAUAUGAUCUUUCCAGUGGUAUUAUUGUUGAAACGUUCAAAUUGGCUUCUUUAUCUAGAAAAAGAAACCGUAACUUUUCGAACAACAUCCUGAAUUCGUGAGGUAUUUGUCACUGUUGCCGGGUGGGGGCAUUAGGUUGUCCUCACGCGUAGUUUGUCUUUUCUGUGAAUGUAACAAUAAAUUAUAAAAUCAUGGCUGUAACAAUAACUGUAAUAAUAGCUGAGGUGACAUUCAAAUUGUAAAUAUAUUUUGUAAUCCUUUUUCAAAUAUAUCGUAUAGUCUCAUUUAAUUGCCGAUCAGGGGUAGUUUAAUAAGGUUGUUCAAUUUUUUGGUAUCCAAAUUGUUUUGUAUGUUGUACACCUUUUCAUUUUCUUUCCAGCAGUUGCUAGUUGUUAGCUAGUGUAUUUUUGGAAGUAUUUUUCCCGCGCCCUCAGCUCAAAUACCAUGGUUUUUUUUUCGCAUCAGGAUCUUCAGGUUCGUUAAAUUAUCACAUAUAUAUUUACUGAAUUGUAUAACGGUUUGUUGAAAAUGCAUUAAAGGAUAAUCAAAUAUGAAGAAUGUUUUCUUACUUCAAAUUUAUCGUUGUUAAUGAGACCGUCAUGUGUUGACGUUAAACGUACCAGUACCUCAUUCAAGUGUAAAAUAAUGUAUUUAGCACGCUUGUCUCGGAGAAUGGACCAUCAUUAUAUGUCCAGUAAUCAUCCGAGCCGCGUAUAGAUAUACCAAGCAGUUUGUAGGACAAGGCAGCACAGCGAACCCUCUUUAAUCAAAAAACCGGAAAAUCAUCUUUUUUCCGAUUUUUUCACCUGAUUUUACAUUAAAUGCCCAGAUUUGGUUCUUUUAUGACGAAAAGCAGAUUUUUGUCAAAUUGCUUGGUACUUUUUGCUCGAGGACAACCGCUUAAUUAAUAUAGACACCUCAUUUUUUGUCCCUGGGGAAAAAAAGCCCUUACACAGUUUUCUCUUAAUUCAACCCCCUUUAUACGGACAUUUUCGUCUCAUUCCAAUCUUUUUUCAAGAAGACUAUCGGUAGCCACUGUUUGGACCUACAUUUACAAAAGCAAAACCGUUUGCUUUGUAGAUAAAACAGGGCGUGGCUGGUCACGUGAUGCAGUUAUAAACAAUUUUUUCAAAUAAACUUUAAAGAUUUCUUAGUUAUGAUUAGCCUUAAUUUAUCAGACCUGGCAUACGGUAAAAUUCCGAAAAUAAGCCCCGGGGCUUAUAUUUUUCAAAGGCCCUUUUUGAGGAGCUUAUUUUUUGAGGGGCUCGUCUACGGAGGGAAAUAUGCGUUUCAAAAUCGAUUGGGCUAGCCUUAUAGUUGGAAGUAAAUUUACGAUUUUUGCUUUGUUUUACUUUGUAUUUGAGGGCAAUUUUCCUCUGAGUACAAACCCCGGGGGAGCUUAUAUUUGGAGGGGUGAUUUAACGGAGGGUUUUUUUGCGUCACAGGAAUGGGGGGCUUAUAUUUGGAGGGGCUUAUACAUGGAGGGGCUUAUUUUCGGAAUUUUACGGUAUCUUAAAGCAAAGUUACAUUUGACCACCCCCCUUCAAAAUUCUGAGGAAUUUGUAAAGAACCAAGCCUUAAUCAAUUUGAGCCGUCAGGUGCUUUGAGAUUGGUCAAAAUUUGCUAAAUGAUGUGCUCGUGGACAUGUGCUCUAUCCUCGCCGAUAUUGCUUAUUACCAUCUUAAUAGCUAGAAUUGAAAGCCUAAGGGGUCCAGGGAGAAUAAUAUGCAUGGGUCCAUAUGGACCCAAAACGACCAAAGCGGACGACAAAGAGUUUUAUUAAGCAAUAGACCACACUUUCUAUGGGCUUACCGGCGUAAUAAUCCCCUCAGCACGUGAUUUACAAGCUUUUCGAGUGUUCUCCCAACAUCCCGCGUGGGUUAUCACACCGGUAAACCCAUAGAAAGUGUGGUCUGUUGCUUUUAUAAAAUAACUUUAAGUUUUCUAUGAGUUUACCGGCACAAUAAACCAUAGGUUUUUAACCAAUCGGAACGCGCUUACUAUCUUAGUUAUUUUAUAAAGGUAGAUAUCUGUUAAAUCUACUACAAACACUUCAGUUCAGUGCAUGGACUACAAGAUGUACGCAAGUGUAACCUGCGUAGCAAGCGCAUGAAGGGGAAGGGAGAGAAAGGACAUGGAAGCAGAUAAGGUUAUCUCCCCUACCCUACCCUCUCCUCUUUUCCUUAUCUUAUCUGUUUAGCAAUACACAGGGUUCCUUAUAGCAGGAGUCUUUUUAAUCCCCUCCCCUUCUUCCUACUCGUCCCCUUUUUAUGUUCUCCACAUAGGUUAACCCUAUGGUAUCCUUGAGCAAUAGUUACUUGUCAGGUUAUCCUUUCACCUUAACUCAUCCACGUCUGCUCCUCUAUCUCUUUUGAAGGUAUCCAUAUAGGUCGUAUAGAUCGAGGGUCUAAUCGGUCGUCGCUUACAAUACCUUGGGCUUUUGUCGUCCAAUAGUUAGAGACGAGCUGUAAUGAAUUUUUAAAAUUAUUAUUUAUAAAUGACGAGCGAUUUUGUGUAGGACUCCUCUAAAGUUCCAUCAUGGCUAAGUGUUCAUCGCAGUUUAGUUCCUGACUUCCUUGUUACAGAUCCAAAGGUACAAGCUUAAUUACUGGAUAAUUAUCAACUACUAUGAGUUUUAUAAAGAACGUUUCUUCACUCUAAAAUGAGGAAUAACACUUCCGAUGGAAUAGGUUGUCGUAGUGGAAUAAGAGGUAGCAAAUUGAAUUUGAAAUGCACAUAACUACUCGAAGCCUGGAAACACGUACUUCCAUCAGAAGAAAAGCUUAAAUAGGAACAUCAGUUCCUUAACAAAGAAACGCCACUAGCCACAACUAGUCCUAAAUAAGAAAUUUGCGACUCUGUGAUAGAGAAAAUUGCCGUAAGUUCGCGCGAGUUCCAUUGUCUCUACCGCGAGUAGCGAGGUCGCUGGCCGCAAAAAUUCCCUUGCAAGACGGCUUAGACAUUGGAAAGCCCUCUCGUCAGACGGGAAAGUACAUUCUGACUUACAUUUUUGUUUCUGUAGAAAGCCAAGGAGAUAACAGGAGCAGAGUUUAGUACCCCUCUUAGUACAUCAACCAAUCACACAUGCAAGUGACGGCAACCUUGCAAGCCUCUAGCGAUAGCCAAUAAAAGAGGCGUCUGCCUUUUAGAGAGUAAUGGUAGGAGACUAAUUAAUAUUUCCAGAGUUUUAAUGAGCUCUUAGUUUGCUUUCACAAUCACACACAGGCAGCUGGCUCGCUUGUUCAAAAAUGCGCCUGCGCUUAUUGUAGGCCAUGUGUCACCUGAUAAAGUAGCUCGCCGCUGGUCCCUUGCGCUUUGUCACCAGUCACUCGCGUUUGGCGCUCGCCUCUAUGAGAAACCGUGGGAAAAUUAAAAACGAAGGGCCUGGGGAGGAGGCUGAGCUCGCCUUGAAUCAAAUUCCGAGUUGUAUUAAAAAAACUGGAUUCGAACUCUUGCUGAGCCUUGUCAUUAGCCUUCUUCUUCCCGUUUUGGGUAAAACUGGUUCGGGAUAAUUUAGGUUCUAAUCCCCCUCAGUUUGCAAAUGAAUUUACUGCAGGAAAUUCUAAUUAGAAAAAGUAUAAGAUAACUCCUUAAUUCUUUUAAUCAUUUUUGUCAAAUUCCUAAGAUAAUCAUUAAUUUCACCUAUAUCCAGAAAUGUACAUGACUCGGUUCCUCCAGGCACUUCACUUGACUUCACUUUGAUUCCUUGUAAUUUUCAUAUAUUUGACUUCAUGUUUCAAAGAACUACUUGCAUUUGGAUGACGAUAACCACUAGGAUAGGGGAGACUUUGUGAUGUCUUUUCUCUCUGUUUGGGGGGAAAAAAUCGCGAGGAGAGGGAAGGGAAAGGGGGACUGAAGAGGGUUUUUUCCCUUUUCCCUCUCCCCAGUUCCCCGCUCGACUGAAAGCCUGUUCACAGUCAACAGGAGAUGUGAUUUGAUUAGAUAUGUUUCAACGCCUCUGUGGUUGGAAGUCUAUCAAGCUUGGCUCAAAAGGCCCACAGAAGUUUAAGAAUCAGUAAACAUUUUCUGCAACUACCUUUUUUUCUGGAGGAUUUUGUUGCGCAGUAUUAAGGAGACUUGACCGAAGGUUGAUUAAUGUAUUUGCUGAAAACAAUCAUAUUAACGAGCACUAUCUUGGACAAAAUUGAUGGGAAAUAAAUCCGUCCUCCAUCCUGUAAAAUAAAAGAUGGGGAAAUGGCGCGUUUUGUCUUUCGCGUGGCUUUUUUGCUUCUGAUUUUGGGCCAACGAGGACUUUCUUUCCCAGUUAAUAUCUGUCCAAGAAUUGUACCCGUGUGUAAUGUUCUGAGUGUUCUGGUGUUCACAAAUAUUCAAAAACUUUCAGUAGUCCAUUCUUUUAUAGCCUGCUUAGCAAUUUUUCCGAACGAUUUUUAUAUAGGGAGAGAAAGCUCUAUCAAAGAGCUGAUUAACAAUUCUCGGAAAUACAGGAUGUUAUUUAUUCUUCCGUCACACCAUCAAAACAUGUCAAGAAACGCUAUCCAAGGAUUGUAGGCGUGUGUUCAUAAUGUGUUCAGUGUGCCUACGUGUAGGGGAGGGUGCAGCUACACAUAGGUUAGUUGAAUGUACACAAAUAUUAAAAAAAUUUCAAUAGUCAAUGCUUUAGUCUGCUAAGCAAAUAUUUCCGAACGAUUUAGGGAGAGAAAGAUUCUUCAUUACUCUUUUUUGCCCUUGCUUCCACUUUCUUGACGACGACCACGCGCGGAAACCCUUGACUUGACAGCAGGUUCAAUACCUAUUGGCUAUACUACAAAGCUGGUUAACAAUUCACGGAAAUACAGGAAGUUUUUUAUUCCUCCGUCAAACCAUCAAAACAUGUCAAGAAACUCUAUUUCAUUGGUUAAUAAUACAGAGCCGGUUUAGUCUGGGUCACAAGACAAGACUUCAUUGUUCAUUGGCAAAGCCAUUCCCUUGUUCAUCAACAACUAGGCCAAACUUUUUAAAAAGUAACCUUGUUUCCCACCUUUUCCAUGGAUAUCAAGACGUUGCUGGACAAUCUUCAUGAUGAAGUAUCCUGCUCUGUGUGCAUGUGUACAUUCACUGAUCCAAAGCAGUUGCCUUGUUUGCACAGUUUCUGUCUUCAUUGCCUGAACGGAAUUCAACGAACGAGCGGCCUCCAUGGAAAAAUUACAUGCCCCGAGUGUAGGAGACAGUUUCAGAUUUCUGGAAGUGGAAAUCCCAUCGAACUUCCCACCAAUUUUCGAAUAAACAGCCUGCUAGAUGUCUUGGCAAUAAAAGAGUGCAGUACAGUCAACGUGAAAUGCAGAAACUGCGAGAAACGGAGCUCCCAGACCUCGUAUUGUUUCCAGUGUUGUUCCUUCUGGUGUGAAGAAUGUAUUGUAGGACAUAACAUAAUGCGAGAAAAUAAAGAUCACAGAACGUUAGCGCUGAAAGAUUUUCAAGAUCAAGACAUCAAGGCUGUUUUAGAGCGACCAGCAUUUUGUCAGAAGAAACACCAUGAAAACAAAGAGUUGGAGCUUUUUUGCAAGGACUGUAAGGUCGCCAUUUGUAGCGCUUGUGCCAUGACACUUCAUGAUAAUCAUGUCAAGAUGCUUUUGCAAGAAGCUACAGAUGCCCGCAAGGCACAGAUCAAAUCCACUAUUAAAUCUUUGAAAGACAAAGCACUGGAAAAACGAAAGAAAGUAGAAAAAAUGAACCAAAAGAGCAUCGAACUUCAAUCGCAAGUAGCCGACGUAAAAAGCCAAGUGCAGUCUUUCGUAGACCAAAUUAUUGCGAUCAUCGAAGCGAGGAAGCAGGAUGUUUUUUAUGUGAUUGAUAAUCAAGCGAAAAAAUCACUGGAAUCUCUGUCACAGAAAAAAGACGAAGUCGACAAACAAGUGAAAUUAAUUGAAUCAGCAAUUGAACAAACUGAAAAUCUGUUGAAACGAAGCUUUAGUACUGAAAUCCUGGGAUUCAGUGAAACAUUUGAUACAAUCCUGCAGGAACAGUGCAGUCAAGAAAACCGUGACACUGAAUGUAUUCCUCGAUUUAGUUUUACUAAAAGUGAAAAACUGAUUAACCUUUUGAACAUGAGCGAGGGGAUAGGUAAUGUAGAAUUUGUUGUUAACGAACCUAGAGCGCAACAAUCGGGAACUAAAGGUAAAGAAAGUAGUAAAGUAGUUGCUGGGAAUCAAGGGGCAAAUGUUUGUGACAGUCCUCUUGAGACUCAGGAACAAACCAGGCGCUUCAGAUCUGUGCUGUCAUUUGGACAAAAAGGUGAGUCUGUUGGAAUGCUUAACACUCCCUGGGCUGUGGCAGCGAAUGAUCGUGAUGAAAUCGCUGUGACUGAGUUCAAUAACCACAGGGUUUCAGUGUUUAGUAGUGACGGUACCCACUUAAGAUCGUUUGGUAGGAAGGGUAAGAAUAAUGGUGCGUUCCAGUUCCCUACAGGGAUCGCUUUUGAUAGUCUUGGCAAUAUUGUAGUGGCAGAGAAUAAUAACCACAGGGUGCAAGUCUUUGAUAGGACUGGUAACUUUCUUAGUAAGUUUGGUAAACAAGGAAGUGGUGAUAAUCAGCUUAAACACCCUGAAGGUUUAUCAAUAAACGGUAACGGUGAUAUUAUUGUUGCUGAUUGGAAAAACAAAUUAAUCAAGAUAUUCUCUUCUAGUGGGGAGUAUUUACGUAAAUUUGGUGGAGCAGGUUCUUUGGUCUCUCCCAUUCACUGUAUCCAACACGGUCAAUAUUUUAUAGUCUCAGACGCUGGUGAUCAUUCCAUUAAAAUGUUUAAUCUUGAGGGAAAGUUUAUUUCUAAAUUUGGAAAACAGGGAAACAAGGAUGGAGAAUUCAAUGAGCCCCGUUACUUGUCAGUUAGCAAAGAAGGAUUGCUAAUGGUCUGUGAUGCAAAUAAUCACAGAGUUCAGGUAUUUGAACUGAGUGGAAAGUUUGUCACAAAGUUUGGAAGUGAAGGUAGUGAGAGAGGAAUGUUUAACUUUCCAAGGGCUACAGCAAGUCUUGGUGAUGGAAGGAUAGUUGUGUGUGAUAAGGAAAACAACCGAAUCCAGGUUUUUGACAAGAUAUAA